Geodia barretti is the source of this 2676-nucleotide messenger RNA. The record is from the annotation of a GenBank genome assembly. NCBI's taxonomy places the organism in Eukaryota, Metazoa, Porifera, Demospongiae, Tetractinellida, Geodiidae.
AUGCUGGUUGUCGCCCUAACAAUCACCGGAGACGAAGUAUGCCACAUUAUUGAUGAUAAUAGCUACGCUGUAAUAUUCGUCCUGCAGGGAAAGUCACGGCACAUGGAGGCGGACGUGAGUAAAGUGGUGGACAACAGUAAUCCCAUGAAGGCCAAGAACGUGCAGCUAAAGUAUCCCCUCAGAAUCAGAGUCAGGAAAUCUCCAGUCCUCAUCCACUUUGACAUGCACAAAGUUGCCACGUUCAGUCAUCAUCCCUAUGAGAUUAUGAGGAAGAAGAAAAAGUGCAGAGCUGAUUGGUUCGCCAAAGACAGACAGCUUGGCUGUGGAAGACAGUAUACUCCUACAGGACAAAAGAUAUUUGAUAGCCAGGGUGUGUGCUGCGGGUGUGAUCGGAAGAGUAAGAGGGACCACGCCUACGAGUUGAUGGCUCCACGACUCAUCUUCGACAUCUUUGUCGACAUCGAGGAGCAGCAGUAUACACUGGAUGACAAGCCCUACUGGAAGAAACUCUCCACGUUGGAGCUUGGCCCACACCGCCAUGUGGCAUCUUCUGACACCUUCAUAGUAAAAGCUGAGUACAUAGGAGACUUUCACCCAGACACAUUUUCCCGGACAAAACUCCUCCUGUCAAAGUACAUAAUCAUCCCUGAUCUGGAUGACAUUCAGAGGAAGCUAGGGAAGAGCCCGGACCUGGCCAAGGAACUACGCGACAGGAAAGAGAUACACUUCAUGAAAAAGAGUUCUGAGUGGCUGGCGGUCGAUCAGAACAUGGUGGCCCUCAAUGAUGGAGGAAACACUUGUGACAGGAUGGGGGUUACCUAUAGUGACUUCAGGUGGCAGUCUGACUUCUGCACCAACAAGGAACACAGCUGUCUGUAUAUGCAGGCACACAACCUGUACUGGAACGACAAGGAUAAGAUUGAGAAAGGGAAGCGCCCUCUGUACAUGCUAUUCACAUUUGGGAAGCUACACUCGGUGACCAACACCAAGUUCUCGAUGCCCACUGGCCACCUCACCUUCAAGGCAGCUCGCUUGAGACGCUCAAUGGUAGUGGUGACACUUGCAGCUGAUGACCUCAAGAUCAUCACUCACCUGGCCCCUGCUCGUAUCAUAGAGGCGUUUAUUGAACCGUUUCAAGCACUCACUGAGUCGGGCGAGCUCACAGUUGUGGCCCAGAACACUGGCACAAUCACUGCAUCCUACCAGGCAGGCAGAUGCUGGCAGUACUAUGUCGCUGAAGACCUCAUUACACUUGAUCCACAGCAGACAUCAAACCUCUCCUUCACCAUGCACUCUAUCUACAGCGUUGGCAAGAUCAACAAGUGCGAUGUUGAGCUCAGCAACCAGAACGGAGAGCUCCUGGACAAUAUGACUGUUUUAUUUGAGACUGAAGACACCUGUUUCUGCUACGACCAGUGUGGAUGUGUUUGUGGAAAUGAGACUGAUACCUGUCCACCACCUCCCACCUACCACAAGAACGACACCUUCAUAGACUUUGGGAAGAGGUUGCGUUUCUUCAAAAAGGCUGUGGACUUUAUGAAGGGCAACUUUGGCAAGUUUGUGUUGGUCAGCUGGUUCAUCUGGCUCCUCAUCUGUCUCGGUGGACUCAAAGUCCUCCACAUGAUGUUUACUGGGGAGGUUGACUACCCAGCAGUCUCAGAGCCCACCAUGAUGGCCGCACAGGCUGCGUUUGAAGUGUGGCAGAAAAUCGCCAACGAGUGGUGCCCGGCACUUCACAAGUUUGUGACCGGAACGUUUCAGCGAUGCUGCCUCUGCUGUUUCUCGUGUGUCGGUCAGCUGAUAACAGGGGAGAAGGACGAUGUCCCUACCACUAAUGCAAUGAGCGAUUACGAGAGGGGCUGGCGGCGGCCGAGGGCGUGCAACGGGAUGUGUCACGGAGCCAAGACAGCUCGACGGCUCCACCGGAAACAGAUGAGGAUCAACAAGAGGAAAGGGGUGAAGAAUGAGACGCCUUGGUACCACAAGAAAUACGAAUGCACCUGUAAAGUCUCUGAUACUAUGCCAUGCUGUGACAUCUGUAAGGGGCUGUGUUUCUUCUUCUAUCUCCCUCUCCUCCCACUCUGGUGGACACUGGAGUUCCUGUGGGAGUACGGUCGGAGGAAGUGGAGGAGAAGCAAGCGGAAGAAGAGAUAUCGAGCCCUGAAGGCCAGCCAGGUUGAAAAGGCCAAAGACCAGUACCUCUCAGUAGACCAGUACACCAGGGGCAAAGUCGAGAAGCAGAUUCUUGGGCUCAACAACAAAAUAAAGAAGGCGCGCCACAAAAACAGAGGGUACGGGAGUGGCUCUGACAGUGAAUCUAGUGACACCAGUGACGAAGACCAGGCAGUAGAUAUUGAUGAGCUCCUCAACCCUGGCCACCCAGUCUUUUUCAACUAUGCCAAUAUUACAAAGGCACCAUCCUCACUAAAGUCUCCCGGGGCAAACUUCAGCAUCAAAGGCAGGCUAGUAGAGGACAACGGAAGCUACAUCUUUGAACUAUUCCACUACACUCACCAGGUGAAGUAUGUAGUAUCGGACAAGGCAAGAGAUCUGAACCCAACAAAGGUUCUAGACAAGCACCAGUUCACGAGAAGGCUGAGCGACGUGCAGACAGCCCUCAAACUGGUGACCCUCUCGCCUCUAUUCACCACACUCAACGAUCAGUGCAAGAAAUAA